This is a messenger RNA of Phacochoerus africanus (Common warthog), 5418 nucleotides long. RefSeq names its product synapsin-3. Gene Ontology annotation, biological process: neurotransmitter secretion. The transcript is spliced from 7 exons. Bases 36 to 962 code for a protein of 308 amino acids. Gene Ontology annotation, cellular component: synaptic vesicle membrane; synaptic vesicle. NCBI's taxonomy places the organism in Eukaryota, Metazoa, Chordata, Mammalia, Artiodactyla, Suidae. The record is from RefSeq and is a predicted model, not a curated record.
UAGAAAACCAGCAUGACUACCUGGACAUCACCAGCAUGGUGGCUAUGGCCAAAACCUAUGCCACCACCGAGGCCUUCAUCGACUCCAAGUAUGACAUCCGCAUCCAGAAAAUUGGAUCCAACUACAAGGCUUACAUGAGAACCUCCAUCUCUGGAAACUGGAAAGCCAACACAGGUUCUGCCAUGCUGGAGCAGGUGGCCAUGACCGAGAGGUACAGGCUGUGGGUGGACAGCUGCUCAGAGAUGUUUGGGGGCCUGGACAUCUGUGCUGUCAAGGCUGUCCACAGCAAGGAUGGCAGAGAUUACAUCAUUGAGGUGAUGGACAGCUCAAUGCCCCUGAUUGGAGAACACGUGGAAGAAGACAAACAGCUGAUGGCCGACCUCGUCGUCUCCAAAAUGAGCCAACUCCUGAUGCCAGGGGGCACAGUGCCCUCGCCCCUGAGACCUUGGGCUCCUCAGACUAAACCAGCAAAAUCCCCCGGGCAAGCCCAGCUGGGGCCUCCACUUGGACAGCCCCAGCCUCGGCCACCCACACAAGGGGGCCCUCGCCAAGCUCAGUCUCCUCAGCCCCCAAGAUCUGGAAGCCCCUCCCAGCAGAGGCUCUCCCCACAAGGCCAGCAACCCCUGAGCCCCUCAUCUGGAUCGCCACAGCAGCAGAGAUCACCAGGCUCUCCACAGCUAUCCCGAGCAUCUGGGGGCAGCUCUCCAAACCAGGCCUCCAAGCCGGGCACCACCCUUACCUCACAGUCCCGGCCCCCUGUGCAGGGCCGCAGCACCUCCCAGCAGGGUGAAGAGUCCAAGAAACCAGCACCACCCCACCCCCAUCUCAACAAAUCCCAGUCCCUGACGAACAGCCUCAGCACAUCGGACACCACCCAGCGCGGGACCCCAAGUGAGGACGAGGCCAAGGCCGAAACCAUCCGCAACCUGAGGAAGUCUUUUGCCAGCCUGUUCUCUGACUAGCCCCGUCCAGUCUGGGAGCGGGGUGCUCGUUACACUCCCCGCCCUCCUGCUCCAUCACCCAUCUCAGCCUUGGUUCCCGACGGAACAGAAUGGAGGGCCUGAGAAUAUACUUCCAAUGCCUUUGAUCCAGGAACUGAGUAUCCACAUGUGUUCCACUCCCCUUUACAGUGACGUUCUGUCAUUGUCCAACUGAGCGCUGGGCCUUUGAGAGCCUCCAGGUUCCUCCAAACAGGCCUUCAAGACGGGCGUCACCUCAACCUGCCCACCCAGAUGCUUGCUUCCCUGCCUCAGAUAACCAAGUGCAAUGUCUGUGUGUGGCUAGUUUUGACAUUUCUUGUUAGUGUUUUGCUUGCCUUUGGGAAGGGCCCCUCUGAGCCUUGCCCCACCUCUAUCAAGUGCAGACUGUAGUCAGACCUCAGCAAUGUAGGAGGCAAUAAGCUUUUGACAGUGUUUUGCAAACAAAAGGAGAACAGCCCAGCCAGGGAAACCUACCAUCUACCCUGGCUAGUUCCAUCCAGGCUCAAGAGACAGCCCCGCAGACCAGGCAGGCCAAGGUCCCAUCAUACCCACCACCAGUGGAUCCCGAGAACCAUGAAAAAAAUCCAGAUCCUGUGUGACACAUGAGGUCUUUCAGAACACAACAGAAGCAGGGCAGACUUUGCAAUGCUGUCACGCCCAGAGUGCUGUCCUAAAUGGGACAGCCAAGAGCAGACCACGGGUUCUCUCAGGAGUCAUUGCCAGUUCCCAGUGGGGGAAGAUGCCUUCACUUCCCAAGGAAGGAGUUAGAUUAGGGCUCCUCCACCCAGUCUGCAUUACACCGCUGUUUGGUCUCUCUGAAUUCCCACCAGGACUGUUGUUUCCUCUUCAAGGAUAUGCAAGGAACCAGAGGCAAGGAGCAGAUCGAUGACACAGGAUCAGAAAGUGCAAUGACGUCACUUCCAGCUCGGCGUUACACAGACUGUGUACAGCAAGGCAUUGGUAGGUUACUCAAUUACAGAACGGUCCCCCUGGUCAAACAUGUUUAGGAAACACUGUUUAUAUUUUAAAUUUUUUUAGAAGGAUAGUAGAUGUUACAGGCUCUGGGAAUUCCUGCAGUAAAGAAAUUAGCUUUAACUUUAACCCACACUUAUUUGACAAGUUAACCACAGAGCUGGAAAACGUAGGCCUGUCUCCCUUUCCAGUGUUCUUCUCCCUACAUCAGACUCCUCGUGAUCAGAUGGAGCACAGGGAUGUCCCAAACCACCACGCACCUGGUGCUAGAAACGUUGUAGGUGCCAGAACCAGCCUCCUGGUUCCAAAAAGAGCUGAGGAUAUUAGACAGCCACACUAGCCCCUUCCAGCCCACUUUGCAACAAGAGGCAUGUCUUCCCCUCACUGUUGUCAGGGAAGACAGAGAAGAAAGUAAAAAGGAGUGUCCUUGGCUUGGAGCUGCAUUCUGAGUAAAAGCAUGCGGGCAACUCGUGGGGCAGGGGGUAGCACCACAAAACCACGUUUUAGGAGAUUAAGAACACAGGAAAUACAUGAGGCAAUUGUCACUUUUCUACACCGGAAAUUAAGAUCAGAAGAUGAACUCAAGCUGUCUCACCCCAUUCUCACUUAGUAAUAAAAUACAGCCCAAGACAAACAACAAAGUGGUGAUAGGCUAGACAAAAUUUCUCAAAGCAUGGGUCACCACCACGUGCGUAGCCAGCUUCAUUUCACACCAGAGGAGCUAGAAUUACUGGUCAUAGGCCCAAAAGCUGUGUCUUUGUCAGUCUCCCUAAGAGUUCUGAAUGCGUGUUGAAGUUAGAAAACUGCUAACGAGAAAUGCAUGGGAUUGCGGCUACGCGAGAAAUGGUGCUGGUGGAUCGUUACAGCCGACACCCUCUCCUUUGCUGAGCAACACUAGUGGCUCCAAAAACAGUGAUUACAUGGCUUAAAUGUUCCCACUUUCCUGUAUUCUGUCCCUUGUCCCUAAAAGCAUCCCAACAUUCAAACCCUAUUUCCCAGAUAUCCCAGUACAGUUGCACAGGAUCAUUUAUCAGGCCAGGCACCUCGGUUUUUAUAACCAUGUGCAGAGGAUCCAUGACAUAAGAAUGAGUUUUAGAAUCAACACAUUGAAAUAAAUCUUCUGGUUGGUCUGUGUAUGAAUGUAGAGACCACUGAGCCCCAGAUGGAUGGUUUCCUCACACGGGCACAUGUUCCCCCAAACAUUCAACCUUUAAUCAUUGGGACAUUUUUUAAAUGAGAAAGGACAAAAUGAAGGCAGGCGGGAGUUACACUGUAGAAAUUUGGAAAGGUUGUGUUUGUUAUUUUUUGCUUUGUUUCACAACUUGGACCCAAAGAAAAGCUAGCAUUUUCCCUCCAAGCUGACUCGAUGAGGCUGAAGCAUGACAAAGAUUCAUUUGGUUUGUGCUGACAUGCAGCACAACGACCAGGGAGUUUAAAAUGCGGCCUCAGUGGCCUCCUCCACCAGCCGCAGAAAAGAUCUUCUUCCAGACCUUCCUCCUGUCAGCGUGAUAAAAGGCACUGUCGUUUGAUGAAAUGCCGAGUCAGCUCUUGAGGGGCACUGGGACGUCCGUAUUCUUUCUCUUCCAUGAAUCCCCUGUGUCCUCUUCGUCGUCACCACGCCGCCCCCUGGCCCAGUCCCUGCUGAGGGGACAGUCAGGUCUACCUUUCCAGAACUACGGGGGUGAUGGGCCUUCACUCCCCUGGUAACAAAUACAGUAGCAAGUCCCAUGAGCCUGAAUAUCAGCUACUUUCUGGAAGUUCUCAUCUGAAUCUGCUGUGAAAGGAGCUCAGGGGAAAGCUAGCUGGUGCAGGCAUCUCGUGAACAAGCUCUGUGGGCACAGCAUAGCAAACAUUGUUCAGCGCCCGGCAGGUGCCUAGGAUGUGUAUUAGGUUGCCAACUAUGAAAUUAAUAAAAUGUAAAUGAAGAGUGAAGAAAAAGACUGGUUUUCUAAGAGUAUCAAUGUGAGGAAGUCACUUGCCCAGGAACAGAAUCAAACCAACCGAGAAAUGAAUAAAAUGAGAUAGGCUGAAGGACGUCUAUGGCCUUUUUUUACCUAUGGGAGCAAGCAGAGGGCCAUGAGACCUCCCCCAUCAGCAAGCAGAGGACCAUGAGCAAGCAGAGGGCCCCUAUGAGUGGGGCCCCCACAGAGGCGUGUUGACAGGCUGGGAGCAAAAGGGGCGCAGUGCGUUGUCAGCAUCAAUCAGGAGGUAUGGCCAGCAGACCAGGACAAUAGCAAAGCUUGUCCAGCUAAGACUCGGGACCCAGGGGUCCCAUCCAGCCCAUAUACUACACAGCAGACCACCGCAGAGCUCUCCAGACAGCAGAGCCUAGCUGGAGUCACCCUGCAGGCACCCCGUGUCCUUUCAGAACCACCCCCCCUGCACCCCCCCGCCAGCUCUCCUGCUUCAUUCAGCUUCAUAAAACAGGUUGGUGGCUCCUUUGGUUUUAUGUGUUUAGAGUUGGUGAAAGGACACAGGUUCCAGUCCCAGGGUAGUGAGUUUAGUCAGCCCCGCAGAUACAAGCAGUAAUUUAAUUAUGCCGGAUGAACAGCUCAGGGCCUAAGAGCAUCUACUCGUGUGUCGCAUGGUUUUCUUUAUCUCAGAGAGCACGCUGGCUGGUUAACUACACCAAGUGUCAACAGCUGUCCCCAACUCCAAAGCAGCUGUCCCCAACUCCAAAGCAGUCACUCAUUAAAUCCAGUUUCAGUCUAGUAUUUAGACUCUAAUAGAAGGUGGCCCUUUUGAUUUGGUUGGAGCCAAACUGGAAGGUUGGGUGACAGGCAAGCCAGAACCGUCCGUUACCAAACACAGUGUAUAAAGGGCACAGAGGCUCCCUUGUGUGUCCACAGACAAAAUGUGCAGCCAUGAUAGAUAAGACUUUCAAAUUGUUCAGAACCCUCUCGACUGGCAAGCCACAAAGAAAAACAAAUUUUUUUUAAUUAAUGUGUCAUUUCUUUGAGGGAAAGCCAAUCUGAAACUAAACAUUCUUUCUAAAAUUGUGUGUGUCAGAGAGAGAGAGAGAAUCUUGAAAAUCGUAAAUACUUUUCAUUAUUUCUAUUCGGACUGGUCUUCCCACUUGUAAUUUCGGUUUCCAAACUCUCAUAUUUUAAGUACAUGCACUCUGUGGUCCUUUGCUGGGUCUAGAGCAGAAGCAAGUUAGCAUUUCCUUGUCUCUCAAUUAACAUUUUACCCGCUUUGCUAUGGAAUAGUAGAAAACUUAAGUACAAAACCUACUGGGGAGCCCUAAGAGACAAUUAAGAUUAAACAUUUUGGAGGUUCUCACUGUGGCCAGGCAGGUUAAGAACCCGACUGGUACCCAUGAAGAUGAGAGUGCGAUCCCUGACCUCGCUCAGUGGGUUAAGGAUCUGGUGCUGCUGCAAGCAGUGGUGUACGUUGCCGAUGCAACUCUCAUCCUACGUUGCUAUAGCUGUGGUGUAGGCUGGCCGCUACAGCUCAUAUUCAGCCC